AUGUCACGUCUGUGUUGCCUGGUAAUUUGGUCCGUAAAUCAACACUUGUCGGGCACGGCACCAUAUGUGACCUACCACAGCACGGCAUCAUAUGUGACCUACCACAGCACGCCACCAUAUGUGACCUACCACAGCACGGCACCAUACACGUGGCCUACCACAGCACGCACCAUACACGUGGCCUACCACAGCACGGCCUCAUAUGUGGCCUACCACAGCACGCCACCAUAUGUGGCCUACCACAGCACGCCACCAUAUGUGGCCUACCACAGCACGCCACCAUAUGUGGCCUACCACAGCACGGCACCAUAUGUGACCUACCACAGCACGGCCUCAUAUGUGGCCUACCACAGCACGGCCUCAUAUGUGGCCUACCACAGCACGCCACCAUAUGUGGCCUACCACAGCACGCCACCAUAUGUGGCCUACCACAGCACGGCACCAUAUGUGACCUACCACAGCACGGCCUCAUAUGUGACCUACCACAGCACGGCCUCAUAUGUGGCCUACCACAGCACGGCACCAUAUGUGACCUAUCACAGCACGCCACCAUAUGUGGCCUACCACAGCACGCCACCAUAUGUGACCUACCACAGCACGCCACCAUAUGUGACCUACCACAGCACGCCACCAUAUGUGACCUACCACAGCACGCCACCAUAUGUGACCUACCACAGCACGCCACCAUAUGUGACCUACCACAGCACGGCACCAUAUGUGGCCUACCACAGCACGCCACCAUAUGUGGCCUACCACAGCACGGCACCAUAUGUGACCUACCACAGCAUGGCCUCAUAUGUGACCUACCACAGCACGCCACCAUAUGUGACCUACCACAGCACGCCACCAUAUGUGACCUACCACAGCACGCCACCAUAUGUGGCAUACCACAGCACGGCACCAUAUGUGACCUACCACAGCACGCCACCAUAUGUGGCAUACCACAGCACGGCACCAUAUGUGACCUACCACAGCACGGCACCAUACACGUGGCCUACCACAGCACGGCACCAUACACGUGGCCUACCACAGCACGGCACCAUACACGUGGCCUACCACAGCACGGCCUCAUAUGUGGCCUACCACAGUACGGCACCAUAUGUGGCCUACCACAGCACGCCAUCAUAUGUGGCCUACCACAGCACGGCCUCAUAUGUGACCUACCACAGCACGCCACCAUAUGUGACCUACCACAGCACGCCACCAUAUGUGACCUACCUCAGCACGGCACCAUAUGUGACCUACCACAGCACGGCCUCAUAUGUGACCUACCACAGCACGCCACCAUAUGUGACCUACCACAGCACGCCACCAUAUGUGACCUACCACAGCACGCCACCAUAUGUGACCUACCACAGCACGCCACCAUAUGUGACCUACCACAGCACGCCACCAUAUGUGACCUACCACAGCACCAUAUGUGACCUACCACAGCACGCCACCAUAUGUGACCUACCACAGCACGCCACCAUAUGUGACCUACCACAGCACGCCACCAUAUGUGACCUACCACAGCACGCCACCAUAUGUGGCCUACCACAGCACGGCACCAUAUGUGACCUACCACAGCACGCCACCAUAUGUGACCUACCACAGCACGCCACCAUAUGUGGCCUACCACAGCACGGCACCAUAUGUGACCUACCACAGCACGCCACCAUAUGUGACCUACCACAGCACGGCACCAUAUGUGACCUACCACAGCACGCCACCAUAUGUGGCCUACCACAGCACGGCACCAUAUGUGGCAUACCACAGCACGCCACCAUAUGUGACCUACCACAGCACGCCACAGCGCUUCUAGCAAUAAAAAACUAA
Procambarus clarkii (red swamp crayfish) is the source of this 1818-nucleotide messenger RNA. NCBI's taxonomy places the organism in Eukaryota, Metazoa, Arthropoda, Malacostraca, Decapoda, Cambaridae. The record is from RefSeq and is a predicted model, not a curated record.